Messenger RNA from Paramecium sonneborni, 2251 nucleotides. Lineage: Eukaryota; Ciliophora; Oligohymenophorea; Peniculida; Parameciidae. The record is from the annotation of a GenBank genome assembly.
AUGUAAAAUACAAAUAUAUUAAAUUCAAGUUUGUUUUCUGCACCAAAGAGCAUUAAAAAUUUAAUUAUUGAUCCUAUACUUACAAUAGAAAGGGAUUUAAUAUACUAAAAAAAAUAAAUCAACGAAGCAACAUUCAAAAAAAAUGAUAUAAGUCAACUUUAAUCCGAAUAGGAGGAAAUGAUUAAUAAUUUAGAAGAGAAAUAUCAAUAAUUAUAAAAUUGUAUGAAAGAAGUAAUAUAAAAAUUUUUGGUAUAUGAAAAUAAGAAUUUUAUAAGAUUGAAUGAAAAUUAUUAUGGUAGAAAUGAAAGAAUUAAAAAAAUAGUAAAAGAAUUAGCAAAAAUGUUUCAUUUAGGUUUUUUAGAGUUAGAUGAUUGUAAAAGAGACUUAGUAAUUUAUAAAAAUUAUGAUCCUGAAUUGUUUCCUUUGAAACCUCGAUAAUAAAGAGAGAAAAGAGGUGAUAAAAAAAUUGGAGAUAUCGAAGAGUUAUUUAAAUAAAUAAAAGUUUCUGAUGAUAUAGAUCCAAUUCCUAUAGCUAAUUAACCUCUUCCACCUGAUGUAAUAAGAGAGAUACAUAUAAAAAAUGAUCCUUCAAAAGUUCACACAAUAAUAAUUUCUUUUAAUAAACCAAAUGAUUUUGGAUAGGAGAUUACACUUUACAGAAUUUAUUAGUUAGAUAUAUAUGAUAAAUCUUUAUCUUUGCAACCAGCUAAAAGAGUAGUUAUAGAAUUUGAGAAUAACAAAGAGUAAGUGUAAAUUUAAAGGUUAAGUUUUACCUAAAAUAAUCCAUUAAAUGUAGGUUAACUUCCUUUUAAUGAAAUGAUCUAUUUAUCAAUAGAAGCAUAAAAUAUUAAUGGAUGGUCUUCUGAAUAGGAAUUAAUCCCAAUAAAGUUGUAUGUUAAAUAUUAAUAACCACUUUCUCUCUAUUUAUAAGGAACUAUUAAUUCUAUUUUAAUAGAUGAUUCAAUAAACUUUUUAGAGUUAUUUUAAAUUCCAUAGAUUAUAAAAGAAGAAAACAAAAAGUAUCUUUAAAUUGAAGAUUAUAGUUUAGUGUUAUUAGAAAAAGAAUAAAUAAGAAAUGUAUCUAUAAAAAAAGAGUAAAUUUUUAUAUAAAUGAUAGCACAGUUGGAAUUGUGAAUAGUAAAUUUUAGGCUUGUUAAUGGGGUAGCAUUCUUAAUUUUUUUGAUGAAAACAUUACAUAACAUUUUGAUGUAGAUCCAUUAAAAGAUUUUGAUAUAUCUCCUCCGUAUCAUAUUAAUACUGAUAAAGCUAUAAGUAAAAUAGCUUGUGGGAUAUAUCAUUCAUUAGCACUUACUGUUGAUGGAAAUGUUAUUUCAUGGGGAUAUAAUAAACAUGGCUAAUUAGGAAAUGGUAAGAGAAUAAUAUAAAUUAGGAAUGACUAUUAGUUCAAUAUGGCCUUAACAACUAUCUUAUUUUAAGAAUAAUUAAAUAUUUGUAGUUGAUAUUGCUGCAGGGGAAGAAAUCUCUAUAUGUCGAACAGAUUAAGGUGAUGUAUAUACUUGGGGUAAGAUGUAAAACAACUUUGGAGAUAAUAUUAUAAAAGUACUAAAUGCGUAGAAAGAAGCUAUUAAUUUAUAAUGUGUUGAAUAAUCUAACAGUUAAUUAGUACCAAGAAAAAUAAAUCUAAAAGCUAAAUAAAUAUAAGCAGGUUAUUCUUCUUUUGGGGCACUUUCAAUAGAAAACUAUCUUUAUAUGUGGGGAUGUAAUGAACAUGAGGUAUUUGGAUUUCUAAAAUGUCCAGAAUUAGAUGAUUAAAUUAUUAUUCAUUUGUUAGAUCCUAUUAGAAUUAACAUUGAUAGUAAUUUUGAAAUUUAGUAACAAUUAUUUCUCUAUAAAAUUUAAGAGAUUUUUAACUUGGUGCUUAUCAUUGUGUAACUAAAGUUAUCAACAAAACUAACGGUUAGGAACAAUAUCUAUCUUGGGGUUAUAAUAAGUAUAAUUAAUGUGGACAAUUUGGGAGUAAUAAAUAGGGUGCUAUAAAUUGUAAAAAAAAUAUGAUAGAGUAUUUCAAUCUAUAAUAUAUAGUGUAUUGCCAUAAAAGAAAUUUAAAUCAUAUAGUUGUGGCUUUGAUAGAACAAUCUUUGCAUCAUUUGAUAAUCAUAUCUAUACUCUAUCAAAGAAUGAUACAAGAAACAAUGAUUGCUCUGUUUUUGUAGAAGUAUACAAUUAUUUUAUAUAUUUUCAGCAAGUUUUGGCCGGAGAUCUAAUUAACUUAGUAUUGGGAAAAGAAUGA